Trichoplax adhaerens is the source of this 504-nucleotide messenger RNA. RefSeq lists its product as uncharacterized. Lineage: Eukaryota; Metazoa; Placozoa; Uniplacotomia; Trichoplacea; Trichoplacidae. The coding region runs from base 1 to 504 and encodes 167 amino acids. The record is from RefSeq and is a predicted model, not a curated record. The transcript has 4 exons.
AUGGGUUCCUUCUGUAUGGAUUGCACCUAUGUCGAUUGGGGAUUUUAUGAAUAUGAUCCAAAACAUGAUUGCGUCCUAAUGACAUCCUUUACUGCGGGAUACAAGUGGAAAAAUGUAUUAUGCAGUACAAUUACGUGGUCACUCUGUGAAAGAGGAAGCUUAAAAUACGGUUCCACUACUCCAUCAGCGGCUGCAGCUGCUUCAGCCCAAGCUAGUGUAAGCAAGCCGAAGAUUUAUUUCUACACUACAGACGCAACUACGAAAAUAUCAGCAAAUUCUGUUUUAGCUAACGAGCAUUAUUCUCUUGCAGCAGAUACAAUCUACAAGCAAAUUCAAUCUUCUACUGCUGGUUUGCGAACAAUAUCUUCUCUUAAUGGUAUUUCUCUUAAUCGAUGUGCCGUCUACUGCAACAUGAUUUUAGCCUGCGAUGAAUUUACUUAUAUGAGUUUUAUGGUUAAUGAUACUUCAGAAAAUGUAUGUACAAUAUUAACAGCAUCUUCUUGA